This is a messenger RNA of Neopsephotus bourkii (Bourke's parrot), 4731 nucleotides long. RefSeq names its product sulfate transporter-like. The transcript is spliced from 3 exons. Bases 2518 to 4731 code for a protein of 737 amino acids. Gene Ontology annotation, cellular component: membrane. NCBI's taxonomy places the organism in Eukaryota, Metazoa, Chordata, Aves, Psittaciformes, Psittacidae. Gene Ontology annotation, biological process: transmembrane transport. The record is from RefSeq and is a predicted model, not a curated record. Gene Ontology annotation, molecular function: oxalate transmembrane transporter activity; chloride transmembrane transporter activity; bicarbonate transmembrane transporter activity.
CGUAGCUUGCCUGCCCACUGUCUUGGUGUGCGAUGAGCUGGUGCAUGCUGCUGGGAGAGCUCAGGAGCCAGUGCAGCUCUGCCUGAUACAGAGCCUGCCAUGCUGCAGUGGGGCAACUUGUGGUGCCUGCAGGUAGGGAGACCCUGUGAGCCAGCCAACAGCUAUAGGGGGAAGCAGCAUCCUGCUGACACAGCCUUGGUGCCAUGGAGGGCUCAUGAGCAGCACACAUGGGUCGAGCCUGCACUGAUGCCAAAUGACCUGGGCUGAAUGCCAAUUCAGUAUGAAAUAGAGAUGUGCUUCCCUGAUGACUUUAUUCCACUGCAUUCAUCUGUAAUCUAUUUAAUCUGCUUACAGAGCCAUUAUAGCAUUUUCAAUUACCAACUUGAUCAUUUGGAAAAGGGUCAUAAACACUGGACAUUCGUCAUGCAGGGAAAAACAUGAAAACAGCAUGAAGUUCCACAGAAGUUAGCAGGGAAUUGUUUUUACCUUCCUUAUAUAAACUGGGAGUGCUUCUCAAUGCUUUUUGUGAUGUGCUUGGAAAUGCUUCUUUUCUCCAUUUUCUAGGAGUGGGCAUCAGUGCUGGAGGAAAGGCUUGUAGCAGGAUGUUAGCAGAGUGGACCACUGUGUUCUGUCCUCAGUGGCUGCACAGUUGAUGGGUGUGUGACCUCUGCAGCCACAUCCUUUUAGAUCUGCUACCUCUGCACUUAAUUGCUUUGCAAGGACAUAUGGUCCAUCUCACAGCUUUCAAGAUAGACUAAAAAACAUGCCUUGCAUGUCUGUCUGCACGGUGAAUUGCUGGGAGCAAGCUAUAGCUUAAAUAGAUGCUCUUUAUCAUGUUUAUUUGUAGGUUCCCUGGUCCCUCUCAAACUCUGGAGUGCUGUGACUGCAUUACCAUGUGCAGUCACAGGGUGAGUGACAUUUUUGACCUCACAGUGUUUAUGUCUGGAGAGAGCCUCAUCUUCACAUUGCAUGCUCUGCUGUGAUCCCUGCGUGUUAGCAUAAACUUCCCUGCAAAGUAGUGGGAGGCUGCAAAAGCUGUUUUAUUUUCUGGGAUGACCUGGUGUAUUGCUUCCAUGUUCUCUGUUGUUUUCUCUUGCAGAAACGUGAAUAGCUGCUUUCCAAGAAACCAUCGGAGAGGUUCUGUUCAGAUUUUUUGCCUUCGGAUGCUUUUGUGGCAUUUUGCCGUAUCUCAGCAGUGGGACCAAUUCUGGGCUUCUCUCCUUUUCCUUCUAUUUCCCUUAAAAAAGAAGAUGAUGAUUUGCAAAUGUAUACGUAUUGACAAUUCAUUUCCAAGUGGAACUGAUCCAGCAGCCAUCUGAAAAGACUGUCAAGUCGCAUAUCUGAAGGGAAAGACAAGCAUCUCUCUUAGAUACCUGGCUCCAUUACCUGGCUCGUUUGCCUUGUUUUUCUAUAAAGCUGCAUGCGAUAAGUAACUGUGGAGCAGAGGGAUGCAGCCGUGGACUAAGCCAGGCUGGCCCAUUUAUGGAGCCAAGACAUGUGUGCUGCUAUUUUAACAGGCUUCUAGAAGCCUAACAGUUGUCAGUGUAUUUACAAGCCUUAAGGCAAAUCAAAAAUCCUUGUGCAAUGCAGUUAUCUGUUCUAAAGGAAAUGAGAGAUGCCAGCUCAUCCUGCUAAACAGAAGUGAUGCAUUGACACAGCGGUGAGACUUGAAUUUGCAACACUUACCCACCGCAAAGUGCCUGGGUAACAAUCUCAGACACAGUUUCAUGGAUUUUUUUCUACUUUAGGAUAGAAAACACAACAACCCACUACUGCAUUUUCCUUGUGCCUGGAACUUGGACUUGUGCUGCUCUCUUGCUAGCUGGCUGCAGUGGCUGUUGCAUAGAUGGAUGCGACAUUCCUCACAUAGUAUGCCGUAAGUGCAAACUUGGGAUUUCAUGCUUUCUGCUUGUCUUGAAAACAGAGGGUGCCAUGUUACUGGCAGGCAACAUCCUGCCUACAGUUGCAUGGUUCAAGUUGAUACCAUCUGCCCAACCCAGCCUUGCCCAGAAUGGAGCUAAACAGUUAAGUAAGUUUAUAGUGGCAAUAAAGAACGACUCUUCAAGAUGAGUUUGAAAACAAACAGUUUCAGCAGUUAGCUGUAGUGACCUUGCAUUUGGAGCAGUGCAGCCUCGCUGGGCUCAAGGUCACAUGAAGUUCUGUUGUGGGUUUCUUUUUUAAGCUGUUUUAUGUAUAUUUUCUAGAUCAAAGGUGAAGUGUUUGCGAUUCCUGCCCUUGCCUCACCUCAUGCAGUAGAAGUGGUUUCAGAGAUGUACAUAGUGCUCAGUGUCACUGUGUUCUUACACCCCUUCUGCCAGGAUGGAGAACAUAAAAUGACCUCAGAGCCACAGCCUGAACUUCCAUCACAGAGAGGACUGUGCAGAAGCUGCCCUAGCAUAAAGGUUUGCUGUUUUGAAGAGUUCAGUGCUGAGAACCUCCGCAGAACAGAAAUGCACGGGGAAGCCAGCUGGGACAAGGAGCUUGAGAAUGUAAUUGCAGUGAAACUCUCCUGGUGCAAUGGAGGACACAUCGAGACAGAAGUCAGGACAGAGCAAAGACACCCUGUGCUCCCCAGUGCCAGAAGAGCCUCCUGCAAACUUUAUACAUGUCAAACUGGAGGAGUAUGAGCCUGCAGACUUCAGCACCAAGGAACUCAUCCUAAAGAAUGCCAGAGAGGUCUGCACAUGCAAUCAUCAAACCAUCAUCACCUUUUUCUGUCACCUGUUCCCAGUGCUGGACUGGCUUCCCCGUUACAAUGUCAAGACCCAGUUGCUUGGGGAUGUCAUAUCUGGGCUCCUGGUGGGGAUAGUCGCCAUCCCUCAGUCCAUCUCCUACUCCCUCUUAGCCAACCAGGAUCCCAUCUACGGAAUCUACACCAACUUCUUCUGCAACAUCAUCUAUGUUGUUAUGGCCACUUCGCGCCAUAACUCUGUGGGCUCCUUCGGCGUCCUGUGCCUGAUGAUCGGGCAGUCUGUGACCCGGCACCUCCAGCUAGCAGGGUACAGUGACGACAGCACUGGCUCUUUGCUGCUGAGCAACUCCACCUCCUUCAGUAACGGGACGAGUGCCUGUGACAGGAGCUGCUACGCCAUCACUGUGGCCCUUUCUUUGAGCUUUCUGGUUGGUCUGUACCAGAUCCUGCUGGGGGUUUUACAGCUGGGCUUUGUGGCUGUCUACCUAUCAGAACCUCUCCUCAGUGGCUUUGUGACCGGCUCCAGCCUCACCAUUAUCACCUCUCAGAUGAAGUAUCUCCUGGGACUGAAAAUCCCUCGUCAUGAAGGGGUAGGGUCCUUCAUCCUCACAUGGGUUGACCUUUUCAGAUACAUCCAGAACACCAACAUCUGUGACCUGGUUACCAGCCUGGUUGCUUUGGCCAUCAUAGUGCCUGUCAAAGAGAUCAAUGACCGGUAUAAGGAGAAGAUGAAGGCUCCGUUCCCCAUAGAGCUGCUGGUGGUCAUUGUCGCCACAGUAAUAUCUUACUACUUUAACUUUGAAGAGCGAUACAAGUCUGAUGUCUGUGGGGAUAUCCCCACUGGUUUCAGGAAACCCACUCUCCCAGAUAUAAACCUGUUUUCCAGCCUGGCAGUUGAUGCUGUGCCCAUUGCUAUCAUUGGCUUUGCCAUGACUGUCUCCCUGGCAGAAAUCUUUGGCAAAAAGUACGGCUACCCUGUCCGUGCCAACCAAGAGAUGAUUGCCAUUGGCAUGUGCAACCUCAUCCCUUCUUUCUUCUACUGCUUUGCCAGCUCUGCAGCCCUGACCAAGACUUUGCUGAAGGAGUCCACGGGGACACACACCCAGGUCUCUGGCCUGGUGACCUCCCUGGUGCUGCUGCUGGUGCUGCUGUGGAUUGCCCCGCUCUUCUAUUCACUGCAGACCUCCAUCCUGGGGGUGGUCACCAUUGUCAACCUGCGGGGGGGCCUGAGCAAGUUCUGUGACAUCCCCCGCAUGUGGCAGCUCAGCAAGCUGGACACGGUGGUGUGGUGGACAACCAUGCUGUGCUCCACGCUGGUCACCACAGAGAUUGGGCUCCUCGUGGGUGUCUGCUUCGCUCUGCUCUGUGUCAUCUUCCGCACGCAGAGACCCCGGGCCACGCUGCUGGGCAAGGUCAGCAGCACGGAAAUCUAUGAGGACCAGUCCACGUACAAGCAGCUCAGCAGCAUUGCCAACAUCAAAAUCUUCCGCUUUGAGUCAUCUCUCUACUAUGCCAACAAGGACUAUUUCAAGACUGUUCUCUACCAGAAAACAGGGGUAAAUCCUGGCCUGCUGGCUGCUAAGCACCAAAAGGUGGAGGCCCAGGCAAAUGCAGACACAGGCAACAGAAAGAGCUUUUUCAGCAGCAGGUUUGUCUGCCUGAAACAAGCCAAGAAAAGGUCUGGGAAGCCUCCAGAGGAUGCGUGUCCUCCCUCCAUAGACAUGCACACCCUCAUCCUUGACUGUGGGGCGAUGCAGUUCAUAGACACUGUGGGUCUCUCAGUGCUAAAGGAGACACGUCAUGACUAUAAGGAGGUUGGUGUUCAGGUUCUCCUGGCCAACUGCAACCCUUCCCUCCGCCACCGGCUCCGGGAGGGAGGCUGGGCUGGCGAGGCAGACAGUGGUGGGCAGCUGGCUUUCCACAGCAUCCACGAUGCCGUGCGGUUUGCUGAACGUUGGUACCGUGCCCAGCAGGAGGAGAGCAAGGACAUGGAUGCUCUCCAGGAUGCUGAAGACCUGAACUUCCAGGUGUCUUUAUAA